UGCUACAGAUUCAUUGAAGUUCUUUGCUAGUAACAAUAGGGAUCAUCAUCUUCCAUAUCACACUCUCAUUGUAAACCUGGAUGAAGGUACUGAGCCCCUUAUUGUAUGUUACCCAUUGACAUUAUUGGAAGUCACAAUUUGCUGCAACUUUGGCAAACAACGCUUUAGAAAAAAGUUUCCACAUACAACUGGGUUAUGGUAUAAUAUGUGUAAUGAAGCAAAAAAAAUUUUUAAUGAUCUGGAGGAGGGCACUGAUAACUAUUGUUUUAAGGAAAAAGAAAAUGGGACUGAAUUAACUAAUGAAUUUAUAUUUAAUAAUUGGAUAUCAGAUCAAGUUAAAGGAGGAAAGCUUGAAUUCAGCAUGGCACUGUUAAUCAAAGGUGAUAUUAAAAAACCAACCUCUAUUCCUGAUGAACUUAUCAAAAAAUUGCAUGAAGAGUUAUCAAGAAACUCUGCAAUUCUUGAUUUUGAUAUCUAUUCUGAGAAGUUUGAUUCAGUUAUUAUGGUCACAGAAGCAAAAAAAUUUGACCUUGACAAAGGGAUUGCUCAAAAUAUUGCAGAAAUGCAUAGUGCAACAGAAGUGAUAUCAAAGAAACGUCAUUUUGUUGAAGAUGAAAAUGAAAUUCCAGUACAAAUGUAUGGGGUAGUAUCCAAUGCAAUGAAUUGGGUCUUCCUGCAAUAUGCAGGAUCACCUGAGGACCCCUAUGUGCAUAGAA
Entrophospora candida is the source of this 716-nucleotide messenger RNA. The record is from the annotation of a GenBank genome assembly. Lineage: Eukaryota; Fungi; Glomeromycota; Glomeromycetes; Entrophosporales; Entrophosporaceae.